Lemur catta (Ring-tailed lemur) is the source of this 4264-nucleotide messenger RNA. RefSeq names its product growth differentiation factor 11 (gene GDF11). Bases 32 to 1252 code for a protein of 406 amino acids. Gene Ontology annotation, molecular function: growth factor activity; cytokine activity. Lineage: Eukaryota; Metazoa; Chordata; Mammalia; Primates; Lemuridae. The transcript is spliced from 3 exons. Gene Ontology annotation, biological process: SMAD protein signal transduction. The record is from RefSeq and is a predicted model, not a curated record. Gene Ontology annotation, cellular component: extracellular region.
CCCCCCAGUCCUCCCUCCCCUCCCCUCCAGCAUGGUGCUCGCGGCCCCGCUGCUGCUGGGCUUCCUGCUCCUCGCCCUGGAGCUGCGGCCCCGGGGGGAGGCGGCCGAGGGCCCCGCGGCGCCGGCGGCGGCGGCGGCGGCGGCGGCGGCGGGGGCCGGGGGGGAGCGCUCCAGCCGGCCGGCCCCGUCCGUGGCGCCCGAGCCGGACGGCUGCCCCGUUUGCGUGUGGCGGCAGCACAGCCGCGAGCUGCGCCUGGAGAGCAUCAAGUCGCAGAUCUUGAGCAAACUGCGGCUCAAGGAGGCGCCCAACAUCAGCCGCGAGGUGGUGAAGCAGCUGCUACCCAAGGCGCCGCCGCUGCAGCAGAUCCUGGACCUGCACGACUUCCAGGGCGACGCGCUGCAGCCCGAGGACUUCCUGGAGGAGGACGAGUACCACGCCACCACCGAAACUGUCAUUAGUAUGGCCCAGGAGACGGACCCAGCAGUGCAGACAGAUGGCAGCCCUCUCUGCUGCCAUUUCCACUUCAGCCCCAAGGUGAUGUUCACAAAGGUACUGAAGGCUCAGCUGUGGGUGUACCUGAGGCCUGUGCCCCGUCCAGCCACAGUCUACCUGCAGAUCUUGCGAUUGAAACCCCUAACUGGGGAAGGGACCGCAGGGGGAGGGGGCGGAGGCCGGCGUCACAUCCGUAUCCGCUCACUGAAGAUUGAGCUGCACUCUCGCUCUGGCCACUGGCAGAGCAUCGACUUCAAGCAAGUGCUACACAGCUGGUUCCGCCAGCCACAGAGCAAUUGGGGCAUCGAGAUCAACGCCUUUGAUCCCAGUGGCACAGAUCUGGCUGUCACCUCCCUGGGGCCAGGAGCUGAGGGGCUGCAUCCUUUCAUGGAGCUUCGAGUCCUAGAGAACACAAAACGUUCCCGGCGGAACCUGGGCUUGGACUGCGAUGAGCACUCAAGCGAGUCCCGCUGCUGCCGAUAUCCCCUCACAGUGGACUUUGAGGCUUUCGGCUGGGACUGGAUCAUCGCACCUAAACGCUACAAGGCCAACUACUGCUCCGGCCAGUGCGAGUACAUGUUCAUGCAAAAAUAUCCGCACACCCACCUGGUGCAACAGGCCAAUCCAAGAGGCUCUGCUGGGCCCUGCUGUACCCCCACCAAGAUGUCCCCAAUCAACAUGCUCUACUUCAAUGACAAGCAGCAGAUUAUCUACGGCAAGAUCCCUGGCAUGGUGGUGGAUCGCUGUGGCUGUUCUUAAGGUGGGGGACUGAGGAUGCCUCCCCGACAGACCCUACCCCAAGGCCCCCAGCCCCCCAAGCCCUAGAGCUCCCUCCACCUCUUCCCAUGAACAUCACACCUUGUUCCCCAACCAAGCAGUGUGCAAUACAACAGAAAGGAGGCAGGUGGGGAUUGAGGGGUGAGGGGUUUGGGGGAAAGAGGAAGGAGGGGAAUGGUCAGAUUGGGGACUGUUUGAAGUUUGCAGAUGAGAAGGUUUGGCAAGAAGACAGAGAGAUGUAGAGACAGAGAUAGAGACAGAGGGAUAGAGACAGAGGAACAAAAAGCAGCAGUGAGAAGGCAAAGGGAGGGAGAGGCAGAAGAGACAGACUAGGCAGAGACAAACACUGAGAAAGGAACUGAAAUGGAGUAAUAAAUGAAAGCCCCACACCAAGCUUCCUUUCUUCCACUGGCAAGGUGAGGGGCUUGGUAGAGUUUGGGGAGAUCCCCUGACUACUCAGUAGGAAAGGAAAUCAAAAAUCAAUUCUUAGCUUCUUCCUUCUCUCCCUCCAACAGUGGCCAGGGGAAGGGAAGUGAGGGCAGGGGCAAAAGUAAUGAUUUGGGAAUUUUAUUUAUUUAUUUAUUGUGACUUUUUUUUUUUUUGGUAUUUGGCUUUACUGGAAUAGGAGGGCCCCUGCCCACUGUGCCCCAUUUAUCCCUUAUUCCUCAAACCCUGCUCUCCCCCCGAUCCCCACCCACUUAAGCACUUGUGUAAAGCCUCCAGGGUUGGGAAUGGGAGUAAAGGGCAAGAGGGCUACCGUGGAAGUUUCUAACCCAUAAUCACCCUAACUCAAUCUUUCUGAGCCAAACAGGUUGAACUGAAGCCAAUUUUCAUGGAAGCAGUAUGAGGUUAGAGUUUAAGAGCUGGGGGUGGGGAGGGGGGUGGGGCAGGACCCCUCAACAUCCAGGAUCUAUAUAAGGAGAGCCACUAAACUAACCCUCAGGUCCACCCUCAAUGAUACUGGGUUACUUAAGCAGAGGGUGCAGCCUGCAUAUGCCCAAAUUCCCUCAGCCAAGAGAGAGACCAAAGAGCCUGUGGAAUGCCCCUGCUCCCAGCCUCUAUUUUCAGGUCAAUAAAAAUGAGAGUAUAGAGAUCCCACAGUCCCCUGGGUCUGGUAAGGGUUAGGAGGGGUCAAGAAAAGAAUAGUAAGGAGGCUGAAGGUUACAGGGCAUUUGAAUCCAAAUCAAUGCUCUGGGCUAGGGAAUAGAGCCAGCAGACCAAGGUGGAAGGGAUUCUGGAGGGGGGACAUUUUAGUCCCCCAACCCCAAAGCUCAGGGUGGAAGGGGGGAGAACAAGGGAGCAGAGUGUCUAUAAUUAUUUUUACCUUUUAUUUUUGGAAUCUAACAGUACCUGAUAGCAGGGAGGGGAUAGUAAGUACAGUGGGGAAAAGCAUCUGCCAAGGCCAGUUAGAGCAGAGGAUGGGAAGGAUGGAGACUCCCUGGUUUGGAAGGCUAGGAAGCAGAGACUCGUUGCCACUUCAAGUCACUAGCUAGGCCCAUUCAUUCCUCCCACAAUCCUGACCCACCUGCCUCUGGACUCACCUUGCCUCAGUUUCUUCCCCUCGAUGGAACGAGAAAUAGCAGCACCCGCCACAGCCAAGAGAUGAAUUCUGAGCACUUACCACGGGCACUUUAUGGACAUAAAAUACCUCUCGCUGUGGGACAGAUAACCAGGGCACCAGAGUAGUGGUGAAGAGAUGUGAGGCUUAGAAGAGUCACAGGCUUCAGAGUACAAGUUUCCCUCUGCCUCCCAGCUGGACAGUGCCUGAAGCCAAGGAGUUGAGAAUCUCCUAAUCCACACCCCAUCCAUACCUCACCACCAUACCAGACCUCUUGGCCCCAGGCAAGAGCCUAGAGGAUGUCAGGAGAGGAGGGGGGAAGAACCUUCAGCAAAAUUAUCACUCUAAGUAGAGCCAGGAGUUAUGGGUCUGAUAUGAACAGUACUAAAUGAAAGUAAAGCCUGAGCUGGAUAGCAGACCUGGAAGGCAAGUUCUUCCUAAGAGCAUGACUCUCCCAUUUGGCCCAGAUGGUAGAAGAGACAAAGGUCUGUGACCACCCUUGAAAAGGUGAUGGUGGUGAGCUUUAGCAUCUUAUUCCUAUUCUCAUAAUGAGAAAGUGAAAUAAGGUGUUUCAGUAUAGAAAUAGACAGGGGCUGUUAAGCUUGUCAAUUUGCCUUCUCCCAUAUAUAGCAGCUAUGUUAACCCCAAGCCUCUCCUCUCUGGCCCUGUUCUUCAUCCUUCCUUCUGCCCCAAUCUUGGAGAACAAGACACACCUGACCAUCAGCACCACUCACAUUUCCAUGGUGGAAGGAGAGGAACAGAGAAGUGAAGAACAGAAGAUGACUCCCUCCAAGGUCAAAUGUCUCUUGAUCUUGGCACAGGGUAGAGGUUGGGCAAUUAAGCAUCAGGUAACUUCCCUCUACAGAUUGUAGAGAGCUGGGGCAUUAAACAUGGGGGACACUUAGAAUACUGCCCCUUUAAUACCAUCAAAUAAAGACCUUCGUGGGGGCAGGGAGGCCUUUCUCUUAUGAACAUAAAUCUAUGAGCUGAUGUCUCAUUCCCCUGUUCCUCCCUAGCCCCAAAGAGGCAUGGGGUAAAGAGGCUUGGGGGCUUAGCUCUGCAACCCAGUGGGAGCUAACUGCCCCCCCCCCACCUGUGUGUGGACCUGGCCAGUGCCCCUCUGAACAUAUCAUUAGUGUAAUUAUUAUUUACUUUGUGUAUUUGUUACAUCGUAUGCGUGAUAGCCUUUGUUUGUUAAGGAUGUCUGAGGAGUGUGGGGGUUGACAGGGGCACUGGAAUGCCGGGAAAGGACUUCUUCACUGAGAUCAAGGCUUCCUGGAGGGAACCAUUGCAAAAAGGCCAUCAGGCAGUUUUCAAGUUAUGUGACAGAGGGCAAAGAUGGCCAUAGGGUGCUCUGAGUUUUGGGAUGGUCACAUGACACAAUCCAGCACUUGAACCUGAAAAAAGAAAAAUAAAAGCAGUUAAAGAGUUUAGAA